Selaginella moellendorffii is the source of this 442-nucleotide messenger RNA. RefSeq lists its product as uncharacterized. Lineage: Eukaryota; Viridiplantae; Streptophyta; Lycopodiopsida; Selaginellales; Selaginellaceae. The transcript has 3 exons. Gene Ontology annotation, molecular function: glycosyltransferase activity. The coding region runs from base 20 to 442 and encodes 140 amino acids. The record is from RefSeq and is a predicted model, not a curated record.
AUUAAACAGCCAAAAUGCGAUGCACAGCACCCACACCGCAUUGUCUUCGGAUAUGGACAUCUCACUUGGGAAUGGAACGAAGGUCUUCGGAGCUACCUACACCCGCUCAUCUUUGCUGCGCGCUACGACGUUGGCAGUGUUUAAGCUGGAUACUGGUUCAUGUGGAGGUCGCCAAGGCUUUUCCAGUCUCUCAUUGCCGCAGCUGGUGAUGUUUACCUGUGGAAGCUCGCUUGUCGAGCAUUUGGUGACCCUGUUGCAUAGUGGACCAUCUGAGGAAAACUUGCGAUUCUCAAACUUUAUUAUGCAGAUGUUUUGCCAGCUCGUCAACUGGCUCACCUUCUUUUGCAUGGUUUGCACUCUAUCCAGCACCAUCGAGACUGUCCUGACGACGAUUGCGCUCUUAUCGACAAGCACUUGGGAUUUAUGUCGAAUUGUCAGCUAG